AUCGAGUUUUCUGACGGUCUUCUGGGUCGUGUUAAUAUAAUCCUUCUUCUCCUGAAUGCUGGACUCAAAGACUGAAGACACACCAGACGGAGCAGAAUAUACAACAAAUAAGAAAUUCCUCUAAGCUCCUCUUUUUCUCUGGGGGAGGGACUUUUAACUUAUCCUUGUCUGAUUGGACGUGACGGCAGUUCCAGAUUCAAUGGGCGGGGCUUGAUUUCAUUGUGGCCUGGGCGCAUCUGUAUGGCGGCUGCUGUCGGGACGCGCUUCAGCUGAUGGACACGCAACAAAACUAAAAAACGUCUCAACAUUGUCCACAGCUUCACACGUGUGCAUCUGUCAGCGUUACCAUGUUUGAAAGGUGCGAAUAGCCUUUUCUUGUCUCUUAAGUUUUAUCACAUCACAAAUCUUGUGAGAACGGUGGCCGUGCAGUUGAGAAUGGAGCAGGUGGAGCAGAUCAGACCGGAGAGCCCUCAAUUACAGUCUGAAGUCGACGAAGGAAACACUGGAACCAGCACAAGAAGAAAGAGGAGAAAGCGUGAACCUCGACCAGAGUCCAUCAUCGUGUACCGCUGUGAUGCAGGUGGAGACGAGCGUGAUGGAGACGCGGAGGGUGCUGAGAGAUCCACUGAAGAAGGAGCUACCUUUCUCAACAACCCCACCCAUGAAGGCUGGAAUCUACCUCCAGAUAGUCGCUAUGUGACGCUGACAGGGACCAUCACACGGGGAAAGAAGAAAGGUCAGAUGGUGGAUAUUCACAUGACACUGACGGAGAAGGAGCUGCAGGAGAUGGCGAGGUCGAAGGAGCGUCUGGAUGCCGAAUGUGAGGACCGACAGGGAUCGAGACGCCCGUGCGCUUUGGGAAUUUCUCAAGGUCCGCACAUCGUCCUGUGGAGUCUGUCUUGUGCUCCGGUGGUCUUCGUUCUGUCCUUCAUCACCUCUUUCUACUACGGAACUCUCACUUGGUACAACGUUUUCUUGGUGUACAAUGAGGAGAGGACGUUCUGUCACAAGAUCACCAUCUGCCCCUUCCUCAUCGUCUUUUACCCCGUGCUCAUCGUGCCGGUGGCGCUGUCGUUGGGUCUGUACUCGGCCGCGGUGCAGGUGUCCUGGGCGUUCAGCGAGUGGUGGAUCUCGGUCCGGGAUCUGGAGAAGGGCUUCUGCGGGUGGGCUUGUGGGAAGCUCGGCUUGGAGGACUGCUCUCCCUACAGCGUCGUAGAGCUGCUGGAGUCAGACACCAUCUCUGGGAGCUUGCAGGGGAAACAUCUGCAGACGUCCUCUGUGUGACUUCAAACGGAUUUUCUCAGGUCUGCUAGUUGGACCUGUUUUGGGGCUUUUUGCCAUUUGUUUGAUGAGAUGAGAAGAUGGAUGAGAAGAUAGGAAAGUGACGAAGAGCCAGGACUGAUGUAAUGUCUUUUUUUUGUACUUUUGCAGUCUUCUAAGAUAUCCCAGUGUGGCCCAAUUGUAAGUCAGUGUUAUGUCUCUGCUCUGCGAUGAAGAAAAUCUCACAAUGUAUUCAGUGGAUUUCACUAAAACCUAUCCAAGGUCAUUGUUUAUCGUGUUAUUUUGUUAUGCUUAUUUCUUUUUCAUCUAAAGUUUUUGAAACAAGGUUUCCUUCACGGGACGUUUCUUAUUUUGCAUUUAACCUUUUGAAAUAUUUAAAUAUUUAUUCUUGACUCUUUUAUUGUAUUUAUUUGAACAGUUAUCUCGUGGAGGCCUUGUCCUGAAGGUAAAGAGCAUAUCGAAUUUAAGCUUUUUACAACCUUCUGCACAAUAAAGCCAUAAAUACUGCAAAUAAAUAAUCUAACCCUGUGUGUGAUUGUGAGAAAUCUGUAUGUUCUUGCUUACUUUUAUUUACUAAAUACUGACAACUUGUGUGUGUGCUUGUGGAUGAAGGCAAACCAUUUUAAAAUGAAUUUCCAUGACUUCCAGAUCGUGUCGUGGAAGCCAAAAGAUCAUUUGAAAUCGAUGCAUUUAAAUGCCUCGUUGGGAAUUCACACGUAUAUUUCGUUUUACAGAUUUUUUGUCUUUUAUUGUCACCAUGCAGUGAUGUUCGUAAGAAACAAUAAAAUUGUUA
Messenger RNA from Triplophysa rosa, 2074 nucleotides. RefSeq names its product transmembrane protein 169b (gene tmem169b). Bases 436 to 1284 code for a protein of 282 amino acids. The transcript is spliced from 4 exons. The record is from RefSeq and is a predicted model, not a curated record. Lineage: Eukaryota; Metazoa; Chordata; Actinopteri; Cypriniformes; Nemacheilidae.